GAACUUUAGCAUGAAGGGGGGAAAAGUGUAUGCGAUAAGCGAAUGGUACUGGUAAACUUUCUGAGAUUGGCGAUAACGAAAAAAAGGAGGCUCUUAUAAGGGAGUAGAUCUCAGAAAAGAAGGGAACGAAAGGUCAGGGUCAGAUCAAAGAAGUAGACUUAUGUCGGGCAUGCAUUCGAUCCUACAUCCCCUCUUGCUCAAUAGGUGAACAUCAAAGAUACAUACAUUCGAAAGAAUUUAAGGAAAGAAAGCUUCAAACUCAUGAAAUAUUCACAAUGCAUUCGUCUGAUUCUUUUCACAUUCUUUUGUUAAAAGAGAAGAUUUUGAUAGAAUUGUAAAAUCUUGCUGUGCUAACUCUUGCUGUGUGAAAAUGAAUUGUAUUUGAACCAGCAGUGGAAUUCUAUCGAAGAUGAAAAGAAAAUUCUUAAAGGUAUGUGUUUCGAGACGCUUCGCUACAAAUGCCACAGCAAAGGUUUCAACGGAAGUCAGAAGUUUUGAAGAAAUACCUGGACCUGUGCCUUUGCCUCUAGUAGGAACGAUGUUGAAUUAUUUGCCUUUUUUUGGUCAGUAUAAUUUUUGGAAGCUACAUCGAACUUAUGCCAAGAUGCACCAACAAUACGGAGAUGUUGUUAAGGAAGUUAUAACGAAGAAACGUAUUAUUGUCCAUGUUUUUAAUCCAGAAUAUAUGUCACAUGUUUACGUCAAUGAAGGGAAAUAUCCAAAUAGAUUGAGUCACACGGCAUUGGCAAAAUAUCGACUUGAAAGACCAAAUUUUUACAGUGGACCCGGAUUAUUUCCGAGUAACGGAGAAGAGUGGCAAAGAUUUAGGGAUCUUUUCCAAAUUCCAUUGUUUCAUCCUUCUAUCGUGAAGCAUUCUUCUAAAGCUCUUGAAGAAGUUGUGGAUGAUCUCGUAGUGGCAAUAUCAAACAGUUUAGAUAAAAAUGAAGAAACUGACUUAUUGCCUUUAUUAUACAGAUUAGGACUGGAAUGUAUCGGAUAUAUAACUUUGAACAAACGCCUAGGCUGCUUGUCUUUGAAAGGGAAUGCCGAGGCAGAUGCACUAGUAAAGGCUGCAGAGGCUACUCACAUGGCCGUGUACCUCACUGAAAAUGUGCCAUUCAAUCAGAAGAAAAAUUACAAGAAACUGGAAGCAGCUCAAGAUAUUUUGUCUGAAAUAGUAGGGAAAUACUUCGAUGAAGCCUUGAAAUCAGCCGACAAUUCAUCCGAAAGCUGCAUAGUACACAGAUUAAUGAGAGUACCAGGCGCUGAAAAGAGAGAUGUAUUUACCAUGAUUUUAGAUAUGUUCCUAGCCGGUAUCGAUACCACUUCAUUUGCAUUAUCUUUUGGUUUGUAUCAUUUGGCUCGAUGCAAGCGUGUUCAGGAUACUUUACGAGAACAAUUACGUGAAGUAAUGCCUACCCUAGAUACUCCAUUUACAGGUGUUAAGAAACCAAAUUACUUAAAAGCUGUGGUACAAGAAACUCUGAGAAUAAAUCCUGUGGCAAUAGGCACUGGACGAGUUAUUCCAAACGAUUUGGUCAUUGGAGGCUACCUUGUUCCUGCUAAUACGAUGGUAAUUCUGCAACACCAAGUGGCUUCAAUCCAAGAAAAAUAUUUUAAAAAUUCUAAGGAAUUCGAACCCGAGCGAUGGUUAUCCAAGAAUGCUCCACGUUCUGUUUCUGCUCCUUUUGGAUCUGGAAAAAGGUUAUGCAUUGGUAGGAAUAUAGCACAACUAGAAAUAAAUCUCGCUAUAGCAAAAAUUAUAAGGAAUUUUGAACUAAGUUAUCAUUAUGAAGAUAUAGAUAGCUACAGCAGACUAAUUAAUGUUCCAGAUAAACCAGUAAAACUUCGUAUGAAGAGAGUGAAUGAUUAAUUGAAUGGCCAAAAAUUUAAAAAAGUGAGUUACAUUAAAUGAGGAUCUGCCAAGCUUCGAACUCUUCAUUCAUUUAAUAAAGCUGUAAUCAUAAAAUAAAUUAACAAUUGGACUUGUGAUUCUUCAGAGCAUAUUUAUUCAUCAGGAAUGCAUAUUUGAGAGACUUAAAAGUUUUUCUUUUCUGUAAUGUUUAAAUUAUUGUUCAGAUUGUUAUUGAAAAUGUUUGAAAGCAUUUUUGUAAAUAUUGAAAUAUAUUUGAAUUUUUUUUAU
This is a messenger RNA of Parasteatoda tepidariorum (common house spider), 2143 nucleotides long. Its product is annotated as cytochrome P450 302a1, mitochondrial. Lineage: Eukaryota; Metazoa; Arthropoda; Arachnida; Araneae; Theridiidae. Gene Ontology annotation, molecular function: monooxygenase activity; heme binding; oxidoreductase activity, acting on paired donors, with incorporation or reduction of molecular oxygen. The record is from RefSeq and is a predicted model, not a curated record.